Drosophila montana is the source of this 990-nucleotide messenger RNA. RefSeq lists its product as uncharacterized. The coding region runs from base 1 to 990 and encodes 329 amino acids. The transcript has 6 exons. The record is from RefSeq and is a predicted model, not a curated record. Lineage: Eukaryota; Metazoa; Arthropoda; Insecta; Diptera; Drosophilidae.
AUGGAACAGAACGGAAGAGUUGCGAAAUUGAAUAAAAAUCGCGUACGCAAAUGCAUCGUGGAUUGGAACAGUCAUGUGGUUCAGGCGCUCGUCGAGAAUGUGCGAAAGAAUGAGAACCUGUGGAAUCCGCAUCAUUCGUUCUACAGAGAUCGGAUCAUAACGCAAAAUGCCUGGGAGAAUGUUUCGGCUGCCAUUGAUGUUCCGAAAAGCGAAGCAAUCCUAAAAUGGCAUUCCAUACGUUCCAGCUACAGGACACAUUUGAAAAACCUGCAGGAGUUCAGAUCCGGACAGAUGGUCAAGGACAAGAAACCGAAUCCAUUAUAUUCAACAAUGUCCUUUCUCGAUUCUGUCAUGAAGUUUCCGUCCACGAAUCCCCAAUUGAGUACGCAUCCAGCAGAUAGUCAGCUCAAGGCUAGCGAUAAUAUCUGGGAUGGCAGCCUGAGGAAAAUGGAGCCCACCCAGGCGCUAAUUGCCGGCAAAUUGAUUAGCAGCGUUCUCAUCCAAGGCCAACUGGGCCAAUUGAAUAUGGGCAGCAAUAUUGCGCAUAAUACUCCCAGGCUGUUCGAAUCGUAUCAACUACCCCGUAUUGGAUGUCCGACAUUCAGAAGCGUUGAGACAUUGGUGGAACUGCUGCCAAACAACAUACAUUGCCGUUGCUCGCUGUGCGGCGCUAUGAUGACAUAUCAAUAUGAUAACAUAAGAGAGCAUUACGAGAGCUACCAUCCGAACAUGCCCGUAAAUCAACACGCAAGCACUGCGUCGCUUGCAGCCACCGCGCCAAGCAGCACGAGUCAAAGUCAAUGCAAUCUAAUGGCGCACAACAACAACAACAACAACGACAACAACGGCAGCAGCAAUAACAGCAAAUGCAAGUACAACAACAAAACACAAACCGUUUCAAACCGGUUCAGCGCGUCGCAUGCUCUCGUCGUGCUGUGCGCACAAUUGCGCGCUGCGACGGCCGUGCGAGUGGAAGCGAGAGGCAACUAA